Molecule: messenger RNA, 3231 nt
Organism: Mesorhabditis spiculigera
Lineage: Eukaryota; Metazoa; Nematoda; Chromadorea; Rhabditida; Rhabditidae
Source: the annotation of a GenBank genome assembly
AUGGUGCAGAAGCUGACAACGAUGAUGGAUGCUAUUAUUUGUCAGAUAGCUAUGGACGCCUACAACAAAAGCCAAAUCACCAGCGAGCUUGUCUACUUUGUACCCUGCAAGAAAUUCCAACUACCAGACGCCGUCGGCAAAAUGUUCGACAAUCACUACAUCUCGAAGCUGAUUUUGAUCUCUGGUGACAUGCAGAAAAAAGAGAUGCACGAUCGAUACGACGUCACGCCGACUAAGGACAACGAGACGUUCUACAUAGAUCAGACCGUGACGAAGGAUGACGUCUCGGAUCAGCUGCAGCAUGAUUUGCCGGUUGAGAUUGGUACUGCUAGUACCACGAAACAGCCGAAGACGACAGCUACCGGACAGACGGAUAGCACGACGUCUGGAGCUACGGUGAAGACCACGGCGAAGACGAAGGCUACGAAGACUACGUCCCAAGCCAGUACUCAAACUAGUGGGACCACGGUGUCCCAGACGACAGUCGUUGUCGCUUCUAGUACGACUAAGAACCCGAAGACCACUGCUACGGCACAAACGGGCAGUACGACGCAACCGACAAGUACUGCCAAGACGAAGGCUACGAAAACUACUUCGAUUCCGACUACUCAAACUGGAGGAACCACUGCCACUGGCCCUUCGAGCACCACCAAGAAGCCGAAAACGACCACCACUACGCAGUCGGGCAGCACGACCACUGGAGCUACACUGCCAGCCACUGCCAAGACCAAGGCUUCGAAGACGACCACCAUGGCGACCUCCUUGGGUACCACUACCCCAGCAGUCAUCGUCCCGCACUGUUAUGCUUACUUUUUGAUAGAUGCCUCUACAUAUGGUAGCCCCUUUACAAAAUCUGAAACCCUCAUGAUACGAGCUGCAGCACAAAAUUUAUAUGUCUAUGCUGAAGUGAAAACACACGUCGGAUUCGGAGCGUAUGGAACUAUUGCCGGCGUGCCUAACGUGGAUCAGUUCUACGACGACGCAGAUACGCUGAAAAACGCCUUAGAUGGUUACGUUUUUGGCGAUCCAAAUGGAGAUGCGAAUGUUACCGAAGCCGUCGGUUAUCUGAACGACCUCGCGGCUUUCAACGACUUUGCUACGCUGGUCUUUACAGCUAGCCCAAUGAACGUCAUCGACGCAACGCCAGAAAACCGUCUAAAGAAUCAAACGAUCGGCUGUGCACUUGAAGAUCAGGACAUGAGCCACAUCGCCGUCCAGACCUACAGCCUAGCACAAAGUGCAGAUGCGGCUGCUAAGCUCAGAGAUAUCUGCCUUGGCUUGAAUGUAAUGACUACACCAAGUGGUCCUAAGACGACCACGAGGACGGCUAGCAGCUCGACGCAAACUAGCGUGCAAACCUCGGCUUCGGCGAGUUUUUCGAGCACCACUGUCAGCACCAGUAGCGGCACUCCUGGGACGAGUACCCCGACGGUCUCUACCAUGACGACUACUCCUGUGGCUACAACGUCGACAUCGAACUCGAGCCCCAGAUCUACGCCAACCACGACUCCUGCCGCUUCGCGCACAAGUCCAAGCAGUCUGGCUUCAACUGCCAGCAAUCCGCCUAUUUCAACAAGCACCGCUCCCAUCUCGACAGUCCCUAGUCACUCACCUUCAUCUCCAAGCUUCACGACUACGUCUGGGGCUCCCAUCACCUCAACAUCCCCUGCUGAGUCGACGUCAAUUUCGAGAGCGGGCACAUCUCCGAGCAGUCCCUUACAAAUGUCGAGCACGUCUCCCAGCACACCGUCUGUGACUACUACGGGUUCAAGAGCAAGCUCUUCCUCCCAAACUGGAAGUACGACAGUUAGCCUUCCUCAAUGCAAGGCCUUCUUUUUCAUCGAUGCUUCGAAGUAUGCCCACGACAUGACUUCCGAGGAAGUCACGCUUCUGAAGGCCAUGGCUUCGACACUUUACAACUACACUGAUAUUCAAUCGCACGUCGGGUUUUCCGCCUACGGAGACGGUGAUCGUGCGCCAGAAGUUGAUACAUUAUCCGACAGCCUCGAUGGGUUAGAGAAAGCUCUGGGACAAUUAGUAUUCUAUGACCCUGACGGCGACGCAAAUGUUUCCGAGGCCGUAGCUGAUCUGAACAAAAACGCAGACUUCGAUGGGUUUGCUGUCAUGAUUUUCACAAAUAGUCCGCAGCCGGUGAUUGAUGCCGCCCCGGAAAAUCACGUUUACACUCGAACCAUCGGAUUGGCCCUUUCGAGUCAGAACAUGGGCCACAUCGCGAUCAACUCUUUUGAUGGGGACCAGACCCAACAAGCAGCAGCCAUGCUCCGACAGAUCUGUCUGGGACUGGAUGUCACUACUACCCAGAGUGGCGCUACCAUCAUCAGGUCCGACCACGACAUCUCGCGGAGGAACGAGCAGCAGCACCUCAUCUAUCCAAACGACCUCCUAUGCGACAGUGUCUUCAGAAUCCACCCAGAGCACUGGAUUCACCGAAACUACAAGACCAACAACGAACUCUGGCUCGACAACUUACGCCAGUUCUGGGUCUACCAAACAGCAAUCCAUUACCUCGGUGGCGACAUCUGGAUUCACAAGUACUGCAACGAAUCAUCCAACAGUUUCGGGCACCUCGAGCCAAGAACAAACAGCGACGUCGACGACCGAGAACCACUCUCGUUCCACCGAAGCCUCUACGACUCAAAAUGUUCCCUCUUCGACCCUUCAAACAACAUUCACUACUGGAAGCUCAGAAUCCACCAUCAGCCACACGACAUCUCUCCCGUUGACUACCAGUGGUACCUCAACACCAAUGAGUUUUUCGUCGACGUCAAGUCUGGUGCCGUCUACUGGCAUUCAAACGAGUACCAGCGGCUCAACGCCUGGGCAUUCGGAAACGACAUCCGGAAGUACGCUCACGCCUCCAUCGACCAUUCCCUCGAUCGCUACGGAAGCUUCUUCUGGAUCCACGUUGAAAACGCAUUCUACACAAGGGAGCACGACCCCGUUGGUUGUGUCAAGCUCAGAAUCAACGAGACUGACUCCGUCAACUCCAACACCUGUGUCUACCGAGACAGCGAAAGCAUCUUCUGGCUCAACAUCUGGAGCAACGAGUCCGACAGAGCCAGGCACAACUCCAGCUUCCUCUGCAACACCGAAGGAGACGUCUGGCUCGACGUCAGCAUCAACUAUUACGGGUUCACCGCCAUCUACCGUCGUGGCUUCAAGUUCAAUUCGCUCAACGAACCAGAGCCCCUCUACCACGACGCCGACUUC